Rotaria sp. Silwood1 is the source of this 927-nucleotide messenger RNA. NCBI's taxonomy places the organism in Eukaryota, Metazoa, Rotifera, Eurotatoria, Philodinida, Philodinidae. The record is from the annotation of a GenBank genome assembly.
AUGGCAUCAUCAUUUGAAAAAACUAAAGAUGGGAAAUCCAGUUUGAUUAACACGUUACGUGGUUUAAAAUCAAAAUCACCGGGUGCAGCUAAAGUUGACGUAGUCGAAUGUACAAAUACUAUGACAGAAUAUCCUGAUCCAAAACAUCCGAAUUUGAUUUAUUAUAAUCUACCAGGUGUCAGAAUGCCAUCUUAUCCACGUGAUCAAUAUUUUGAAAUUAUUAAAAAACAAACGAAAGAUGGUGUUGACAUACGUGAUUUUGAUUUCUUUCUAAUUGUUUCGGCUUCACGUUUCACAGAAAAUGACAUAUGGUUAGCUGAACAAAUGCAAAAUACAAAGUUUACUGAUAAUGAAAAAUGGGAUUUUCCAUUGAUGAUUAAGUCAUUGAUAUGUGACCAUCCUGAUUUGAAGCAUAAUGCCAUUGUUAUAUCGAUUACAGUCAAUUGUAAAGAUGUUAUACGUGAAAAAGCUAAAAUAUUACGUCAACAGAUAUGGAAAGUAGCUCUAGUAAAUGGUCUAAUCGGUGCAAUACCCAUACCAGGUGUAUCUACUGCUACAGGACUAGCAACGUCCACAAUGAUGUUGAAGUAUUAUAAAGAAUGUCUAGGACUGGACACUGAAUCGCUGGAUACAUUGACUAAACAAUAUAACACUACAAGUGACAAAAUACUGGAACAGUUAAACAACACCUUAUGGAUGGAAUUUUUUCCUUUGAGCUUUACAAAUUUCAUUUUAGCUCAAUCGAGUGGAGAAAUAGUUAAAAACGGAGCAAAAGAAGCAAUAAAAGUCAUCGCCACUUGUGGUAUUGCAGGUGCUUGUAUUAAUUCUGCUAGUUCAGCUUAUCAACUUCAUGCUAUGAUAAGUAAUUUGGAAGAAGCAGCAUUGUUUGUAUUAGAUAAUGUAGCAAGACAAUCGAAGCAACAUUGA